Carassius auratus (goldfish) is the source of this 1671-nucleotide messenger RNA. RefSeq lists its product as uncharacterized. NCBI's taxonomy places the organism in Eukaryota, Metazoa, Chordata, Actinopteri, Cypriniformes, Cyprinidae. Gene Ontology annotation, biological process: proteolysis. The coding region runs from base 28 to 1275 and encodes 415 amino acids. The record is from RefSeq and is a predicted model, not a curated record. Gene Ontology annotation, molecular function: cysteine-type peptidase activity. The transcript has 11 exons.
ACAAAGGACAACAAAACUCAAGGAGUAAUGGAAAAGAGCCAGUGGGACUUGAAACAUAUUCGUUUUACUUCUGGCCGGCUCACCAGGCUUGAUGACUUUGUAGCCCAGUAUCGGAUUAGCCACACUGCACUCCUGAAGGAGUAUGAGGACUCCGAAAGAGUUUUCCGAAGGAAGACUUACAGAGUAGAAAAAGAAAUAUGGAAAGAAAAGCAACAGAAAAAACGGGGAAGAUAUGUCUCACCAAUUCCCAAGCCUUUCCCUUUCAAGACAUCAAAAAAGAAGUCCUCAGUUUCUGAGGGUCCCAUUGGAAAACAAAUCUCGCCCCCACAGCCAAGGUCAUCCCUGGAGGGGGACCAUGAAAACAUUGUUGAUAUCAAGUCAAAGACAACAGCAACCCCACAGAAUCAACUCACCACUUUGUGGAAAAGGAGAGACACUGAGGUUGUGGUUUCUGUGGUCCCUACACAAACCAAAGUAACAUCAUUUAUCAUUCAUCACAGUGAACUGUGUACACUUCGGCCACACCAGUGGCUAAAUGGCGAGAUAAUUGAAGCCCUGUUUCAUAUUGCUGCCAGUGAGCUAGAGAUCGGGAAUUCCAUUUACAUUCUUAAUCACUACAUGGCAGGUGUGAUUCUGUUUGGGGAAAAACCUCAGCUUGCCCGGCAAAAAUUGUCAAAGAUUAACUUGAACAAUUACCAGGGAAUUGUUUCUUUUGUGAACAUUGACAAUGUCCAUUGGAAGUUUCUGUUCAUAAAUGCGGUCAACCACACAGUGUACCUGGUAGACCCAUCAAGAAGUCCCACAGAGAAAGAUGACUCAAUUCAUGCUGCCCAAAAACUCAGUGAGUACAUACAAAUGAGGAAUACGCAACAAAGAAAAACAGAGUGGCAGAAUAUACAGUGGAAAGGAGGAGUUAUGACACAUUCAGUCCAGCAGGAUGGCAGUAGCUGUGGCGUCAUUGUUGUCUUGAUGGCAAGGGAAAUAAUGAAAGCAUUUCCAAAUGUUCCCAUUUUACAAUUUGGAACUUCCAGAAAGGAAAUGGCCAAUGAACGAAAAAUGAUGGCUCUACAGAUACUCAAAGCAUCAGUGUUCGAUGAAGCCGAAAACUGUUCCAUGUGUUCCCUUAAAAAGCCUACUGGAUGUGUGCAUCGUUUCAUAAAUUGGAUCCAAUGUGACUCAUGUGAAAGGUGGUACCAUGAAAAGUGCCUGGGUAUGGCCAAAGAAGACCUGGAACAGGCCAGAGCUAACAGAUGGAGCUGCAUAUUGUGCUCUUAAAGUGUUUUAAUAAAACAAACUUUUUUCUUUUUCCUUUUUUUUUUUUUUUUUUUUUUGAAGUGUGCAGUUGUUCUUUUAAAUUGUUAUUAAUAGUUGUAAAUGGUAAAUUGUUUUGAUUAAAUUGAGUAUAAACACUGUUUUGUGAAAAAUGUGAAAGAAAGGUCUUAAAUUAUUAUAAAAUUAAACAUUUUUAUGUGUGAAAUUCAACAUCAGAACAUUAUGUCUUUUUGUAGUUGAUGUUGUACUCUUAAUCUGAGUUGAAAAUGGUAUGUGGACCCUAGAACUUUUAUUUUUAUAGCUUUUUGAAAGUAGAGAUGCUCAAAGCUGACAUUGUGGUAAGGUGUACUCUCAGUCUGAGGUGAAAGUGGUCUGUGCAAUGUAUAAUUUCAAUUUUUA